UCUUUCCGAACAGAAUUUAUGCGGGAUGACUUACGCUAUCUGAUCUUUUAGAACACACUUUCGCAGCAAUCUCUUUUGCAACGCAAGCAAGCAAAUGGAACAAACAACGGUAUUAAAGUACCACUGUCUAAUCCCACUCUAGAACAACAACGUUUCUCAUCUUCUCUACUCAGUUUAUACCCCAUUAUCACAGAACCCUAAAAAUGUCACAUUUAGCCCUUUCCUAUUCUGCAGCCCCUUUGUGUUUUUCUCAUUGGAACAUUCACAAUUCAAAUUCCAUAACAAAGUUUUCAUGUAAUUCCUUUACCCCUUUUCGACAUAGAACAGUUUCCCUUUGUAAAACAAGACAUAUAGAUAGCUACUUUAGAAACAACCCGAAUGUGCUACAAAAGUAUGCAUUAAGAUGCAAGGAGGGACAUGAUGGUGGUUAUUCAUUCACUGGAGAAGAUGGAACGAUAUUUUUCAAUUUGAAUGAUGAUGAAGAUGAGAUUGAAGAUACAGGGUCGCCAUGGGAAGGUGCGGUUAUGUACAAGAGAAACGCGUCAAUCUUACAUAUGGAGUACUGUACUACUUUGGAGAGAUUAGGUCUAGGAUUCCUUUCAACUGAUGUUUCGAAAAAUAAGGCUUCUGUUAUGGGAUUGCGAGUUACGAAAGCAGUGAAGGAUUAUCCAAAUGGAACUCCGGUUCAGAUUUCUGUUGAUGUUACCAGGAAGAGGAAAAAAUUGAGGCUUGAUGGGAUCAUAAAAACUGUCAUCACACUUUCAUGUAAUAGGUGUGGCAUGCCAUCUGCUGAGACCAUAUUCUCCGAGUUUUCUCUUUUACUCACCGAAGAACCACCUAUUGAUGAACCAGAUACUAUUAAUUUUGUUGUUAUUUUGGGGAAAGACAAAAUUUCAUCCCGUAGAAAAAGUGGCGAAGAUGACGACGACGAAGAUGCACUAAUCGAUUUGGAUGAUCAACUCCAUUUUCCUCCUGAAGAGAAACAAAUUGACAUUUCAAAAAACAUAAGAGACAGGGUGCAUCUUAAGAUUACCUUGAAUUCAGUAUGUGAUUCUGCGUGCAAAGGUAUGUGCCUAAAAUGUGGUCAAAACUUUAACACUGGCAAUUGCAGCUGUAGCAAAGAGGAAAUAAAAGAAGAAAGCUUUGGCCCACUUAGUAACUUAAGAGAGCAGAUGCGAUUGAAAAAUUUAUGAUAGGUCAUGUUUAGGGUUUGGUAGCAGUGCUGAAUCAGUAUGACCUUUGUGAGUUUGAUGUACUAAAAUUGUUAAGCAGUUAAGCACAUCGCUCGAUAUUCUUGUAUCUAUGCUCAAAAUGUACUCUUCUAGUUAAAUCUAGGCCUCACAGCUAUCUUUUGAAUUAAUUUGUACUGGUAAUCGGUAAAGCAUAGUCUAAAUAUCUAUUGCUUAGUUGUUUUUUCUUGCUUAGUUCUUUAUAAUCAAGUUUAACUACUAGAAGGGUCUUGAUCAGCUUAUUUAGGUGUUUCACCUGCUGAUUGCUCCGGUCUGGUUUAAUGAUUUUCAUUAAUUAUUAUUUCAACUUCUGGAA
This is a messenger RNA of Trifolium pratense (red clover), 1545 nucleotides long. Its product is annotated as large ribosomal RNA subunit accumulation protein YCED homolog 1, chloroplastic. The transcript is spliced from 3 exons. The record is from RefSeq and is a predicted model, not a curated record. The coding region runs from base 204 to 1193 and encodes 329 amino acids. Lineage: Eukaryota; Viridiplantae; Streptophyta; Magnoliopsida; Fabales; Fabaceae.